Molecule: messenger RNA, 1307 nt
Organism: Exophiala oligosperma
Lineage: Eukaryota; Fungi; Ascomycota; Eurotiomycetes; Chaetothyriales; Herpotrichiellaceae
Exons: 3
Coding region: 243-1151 (302 amino acids)
Cellular component (GO): fungal-type vacuole; plasma membrane
Source: RefSeq, a predicted model, not a curated record
CCCAAAUCAUUCUUCUACCUCGUCUGGGACUGUUCUUUCUGAUUGUCAAGUUUCACCUUUUACCUUCAGCUUCGACUAUUGGCUAUUCUGUUGAAGAUCAGAGAUACUCUCUUUGCGCCACAUUUGUUCUUGAGUAAUGCCUCUUGACUGAAGUUCCCGACUUUUAGCAACACAGUUUUAUUCCAGAAUUCAAGUCGCCCUUGAGGCCGGGCCUUUCUCCCACCACUGUUGCGAUAGCGAGGAUGUCUUCCAACGUCACACAUCAUGCUGGAAAAUAUUGCACAGAGAUCACUCCGCAGUGUCCAGUGGAAUUGACGACCUAUGGCUACUAUCCUAAUCUCAGCGUCAACUCGUUUUUCAUUGCCCUCUUUGGCUUGUGCCUCUUUCUCCAAUUAGCGCUGGGCACAUGGCGACGGACAUGGACCUUUCUUGGUGUUGUAGCCAUCGGCUGUUUCGGUGAAGCUGUUGGUUAUAUUGGCCGGGUGAUUAUGCACAACAAUCCCUGGUCUGGCGCAGGAUUCAAGACACAGAUCUGUUGCUUGGUGCUUGCCCCCAGCUUCCUGGCCGCCGGUAUCUACGUCACGCUGAAGCAUCUUGUGAUCUACUGCGGACCAGAACAUUCACGACUGAAGGCGAGGCUCUACCCGUGGAUCUUUAUCGGAUGCGAUUUCGGAUCAAUUGUGCUUCAGGCCAUUGGUGGUGGCACCGCAGCUGCUGCAGGCGACCAGGGUGGAAACAAGAAGCUAUUAGAUGCUGGUGAUGGAUUGAUCGUGGCCGGCAUUGCAUUCCAGGUCGCCACCAUGUGUGUGUGUGGGCUUCUCGUCCUCGACUACUUCAUUCGCUUCCAGAAAGCGAAGAAAUCCAACGCCCUGGCACAUUCGGAAAGCGAAUACGAGAAGAACGCGGCUGACCCUAAGACGAAUCGAAACUUGCGUAUAUUCUGUUUCGCGAUCGGUGCUGCCUUUCUCACUAUCCUGAUUCGAUGCAUUUACCGUCUGCCUGAGAUGGCUGGAGGCUGGGGAAACAGCCUGAUGCGAAAAGAGACCGAGUUCUUGGUGCUCGACGGAAUGAUGGUGGGCAUUGCCUGUGUACUGAUGACCGUUUUCCACCCCGGUUUCUUCUUUGAACCGAUGAGAAAAUUCAAGAAAUGAGUCGCAAAAGGGUUGUUUGUCAGUGGCAUACUAGCGAUUUGGGAUUUGAUUCAUUAGACAUUAGAAAAUUUUGUGGAGGAGGACUAUCUCCUGUUUUAUACUCUGUACUUAGCACGAGGUUUCCACCAGGCCUUACAGAUUCAAAUGACAUCUACG